UCGCAAUUGCCCUUCAAAUCUUCCGAGAUUCUAAUGUUUUAAAAUUUAGAGCGUGGGUGUAUGUUGUGUUUGUUAUGUUUUUCUUUGAUAAUUUCAUCUUUUGUUGCAUUAUCUGUUUUAUCUUACAUUCUUUAGUCUCAUGCAGUUUAUACACAUUUAUCGAUCAGCAUUCUCUAAUUUUACAAUUAAGUUGGUUUUGAAGAACGUGAAGCCUUUUCAUCACUUUGCUGGUCGUCUCUUUUCUGUAUGCUCAAUAUCAGCUGUGGUUCAGAAGUACAACAUUGAGACUAUUUGGCUAUCUUCUGAUUUCAAACGUAGAUUUUCAAAAAUGGAAUGCUGUGGAAAUGGUUGUGGCAUAGAUUUUUCAAAAGAAGAAUUGAAGCAGAGAUUAACUCCACAGCAAUAUUCUGUGACACAAGAAAAGGAUACUGAAAGACCAUUUACUGGAAAAUAUUGUAAUCACUUUGAAAAAGGCAUUUAUUCUUGCAUUGUGUGCAAUCAAGAUCUCUUUUCAUCUGAAGCGAAGUUUGAAACAAAAUGUGGUUGGCCUUCAUUUUUUGAUGUGAUUGAUAGCAAUAAUGUGAAAUUCAAAGAAGAUUUAUCUCAUGUUAGUUGUAAUCUUCUUCUCCUAACUAUGAAAACAGACAUGAAGCGGACGGAGGUCCUUUGUUCAAAAUGUGGAGCUCACCUUGGCCAUGUGUUUGAUGAUGGACCAAAGCCAACAAAGAAACGCUACUGCAUCAAUUCAGCGGCACUAGAUUUUAAAAAGGCUGAAGACUGUUCAUCUAAUGAUGUUCCUAAGAGUUAAAAUGAAAUAAUAAUUUUUGUACUGCGAUUAGUUGUUCUAGGUGCUCUCAGCGAAAAGCUUUUUAUACUGUUCAAAAUGCAUUUUGUACAUCUGUUUUUGUAAAGCACCUUUAGUUUAAAUAUACAUACUGCAUUGACUGUUGCUAUGUGAUAAAAAGUAAUCAGUUUAUAAAAAAUAUUGAGAAUUUUAUUUGCAUUUUAAAACUAAUUAUUUAGUAAUUAGUUUUAAAAACGUGUUAUUGAGAAUGGAAAUAAUGAACAGAUGUAAUGUUCGUUACGUCUGUUCAUUAUUUCUAUUCUGAAUAACACAUUUUUUCAUUUAUGUAUUAGAAUGAAUAUAAAAUGAUGUAUUUUUAUUUAAAAAAAAUUUUUCUUUUUUUGCCUUCGUAGUUAAGGCAAUAUUGUAUUCUUAAAAUAUAUGUAAAAGAUAUAUAUGUGACUACUUAUUGUGUUUCAAGUAUAAAGAUGUGCAUUGAAUUAUCAUAUGAUUUCAUAAUAAUUUUAUCUGCAUUGUGUGCUUAUUUUGUGGUUAUUACAAUGAAGCUUUGAGCAUUUACGACUUUUGUCAGUACUCGCAUUUCAUCUGCAAAUGAAAUUUUAUAUAGUUAUAUUUUUAAAAUAAUUUCUUUUGUUUGGAAACAUUCUUGAAUGAAGUAUAAAUUUGUUAAAAUAAGAAUGAAUAUUUUCAAUGGGACAUAUUUUUAAUAAGGGUUUUUCUAAGACCUCUGUACUAUAUUUCAUGCUAAUUUCUAUUCAAACAAUUAUUCUUUGUAAUAUUUCACAUCUGUAAGUUCAGUUAAAAGAUCUUUUAUUGAUUUUAUAUGCAUUUUUGGAGGUGAAAAUUAAUGAAUAAAUUUUUAAUAUUAAAAAUUAUUUUGAUGUUUCGUAUUUUUCAAAUUUUGGUGUAGAAGUAAAAGUAUUCUUUCAAAACUAAAUGUUUUGUUUCAGAUGUAAUGUAUGUAUUAUUCAAUUUAUUUAUCAUAUCAGGGUGAUGAACUUUAUUGUAAAUUGUGAAUAAUAUAUAAUAGAAUUAAUUACAAAUGAAUAAUGCAUGUAAAAUAUUUCAUAUGAAAAGUGAAAGUUUUUUCAGGAGUGAUUGAAUUUAGAUAAAUUUAGAUCAAAAUAAACUAAUCUGCAUAAUAAUUUGCUUGCAGUAUUUGAUAUUUUUUGAGAAUUUGCUUCCAAUGAAUGUAUAAUUUCUAUAAUAUGUUGAGUUAUUUCUUAGUAUAUUUUAUCUGUUUAUGGAAAAAAGAGAAUUUUUUUUUUUUUUUUUAAAUUUUUAUUUUGGGAUUUUGUUUGGUUUAAACAGUUAGGUGGUUAUUAAAAAGUCAUUUGCUUUUACUUUGUAUAUGUUGGCUAGAUACAACUUAUGCUGUAGUGAUUAAUUAUUAAACUUUUAAUAAUUGUGAGUAUUAAAUGUGAGCAACUUUGGAAAAUCUUAAUUUCUUUGAAAAAGUGCAUCUUGUUCAUAGUAUUAUGAACAAAAGCUGAAAAAUGUAUUUAAAUUGUAAUUAGAAAAAUCAAAAUAAAUAUAUGAAUAAGUUUGUUGAAA
Messenger RNA from Stegodyphus dumicola, 2359 nucleotides. It is a transcript of the gene SelR, whose product is annotated as methionine sulfoxide reductase SelR. Gene Ontology annotation, cellular component: cytoplasm. Gene Ontology annotation, biological process: protein repair; response to oxidative stress. The record is from RefSeq and is a predicted model, not a curated record. Lineage: Eukaryota; Metazoa; Arthropoda; Arachnida; Araneae; Eresidae. Gene Ontology annotation, molecular function: peptide-methionine (R)-S-oxide reductase activity.